AUUAACUUCUAAUUUAAAAUUCAACAAUUCAACGAUAGUCGAAAGCCUCUCAAAAUUUACUCUCGGUCCAAGGUUCCAAGAAGAGAAGUCCCGGGAUCCCAACUCCAGCCACAAACUAUCUAUAACAUGAACAUAUACAAAUCCAAACGAGGUUGAUAAACUACUACAACAGCGGAUUCAUUUAUUCUUUUGUUUUGUUCUUAUUUAUUUUUUUGGUAAUUAUUAUGUGCAAUAAAUAAGCUUCAUCGAACAUCUAAAUAAAAUAUCCUCCAAAAACACGAUUAUGCAUAAAGUUCCCAAAAAACGUGUCGCGGAAAAUAAAAGCGCGUUUCCGAAUCCUACACUACACUCUACAAUACAACACAGCCGCAAAAGACCAUCCCUACAUCGAUGAUUCCGAUGCUGUCGAAACCUUUCUCACCCCCUCCAAGAGUCUUCUCCAACCUCCGAACCCAUUUCUUUAACUGCACAACAAUUCUCCGCAGCGCGAAACCGAUGGGGAGUGAAAAAUUAGGUCUGAUUCAGACGAGGAAGCAAGCAAUUUUUCGGCUCGCUAAUGUUUCCGGGUUUAAGACGGAAUUGUUAGAGAUUUCUUGCCAUAAUCCUGCAUUGCACAUUGUGUUUGUUCCUGGAAAUCCUGGAGUCGUUUCGUUCUACGCUGAUUUUUUGGAUUGGCUGUUUGAGUUUCUUGGAGGAACUGCAUCGAUCACAGCUGUUGGCCACAUAUCCCACUCGGGCAAGGAUUCGGAGUCCGGUAGAUUGUUCUCUUUGCAAGAACAAAUCGAUCAUAAGAUAAGCUUUGUCGAUAAUGAACUCAAAGACGUCGAUGUGCCCGUCGUAUUGAUCGGUCAUUCCAUCGGCGCACACAUUUGUCUUGAAAUGUUCCGAAGAUCUCAAGAGAAAGUUGCAUACUGCAUCUGUCUGUAUCCAUUUUUGGCUGUCGACCGGACCUCGUCGACUCAAUCGUUGAUAAGAAAAAUCGCAGCGUCCUCCGCUCUAUGCGCCGCGCUUAGCACGAUCGGAGCUUCGUUGAGAAUUCUCCCGACGUCGAUUUUGAAAUUCCUCGUGAAAAAUUCGAUCGGGAAAUCGUGGUCGUCUUCUGCUGUCGAAGUUCUAUGCAGCCAUGUUCUUCAGUAUCAUACGAUGCGGAAUAUGCUCUACAUGGCAAUGACCGAGUUCGAGAAGCUUCCGGAGAAUCCGGAUUGGGAUUUGAUCCGAUGGAAGAGGAAUCGAAUCGCGUUUUUGUUUGGCGCCGAUGAUCAUUGGGGUCCCUUGCAUUUGUAUGAAGAGAUGUGCCGGAAGGUUCCAGAUGCCUCUGCGGAGGUCGAGCGUGAGGGUCAUACGCAUGCUUUCUCUUGUUCUGAGGCCGGAUCGGUGUGGGUUGCGCGACAUGUCGCCGGAAUUAUCAAGAAAGACAAUGGGAGGAACUUGAGCUCGGAGUCGAAGCUAUAGCCGCUGUCCGAAAGUGUGCACUGAGCAGAUCUCCGGCCAAACCUAAUACCUGCAAACCAGACCGAUAGGAAAGUCAUACUAGCCGAACACUUUUGUUUUAUAGAAUUUGUAUUACUCCAUUAGUUAUGUAAAAAUAGUCUCUAUUGGUCUGUAGCAAAAAUUAAAAAAAAUUAAAAGAUAAUUAGAAGAUAUUUUUAUUUAGAGU
This is a messenger RNA of Andrographis paniculata, 1657 nucleotides long. RefSeq lists its product as uncharacterized. The coding region runs from base 391 to 1452 and encodes 353 amino acids. The transcript is spliced from 13 exons. Gene Ontology annotation, biological process: lipid storage. Gene Ontology annotation, molecular function: lipase activity. The record is from RefSeq and is a predicted model, not a curated record. Gene Ontology annotation, cellular component: lipid droplet. Lineage: Eukaryota; Viridiplantae; Streptophyta; Magnoliopsida; Lamiales; Acanthaceae.